Messenger RNA from Varanus komodoensis (Komodo dragon), 2592 nucleotides. It is a transcript of the gene CSK, whose product is annotated as C-terminal Src kinase. The record is from RefSeq and is a predicted model, not a curated record. The transcript has 13 exons. Gene Ontology annotation, biological process: adherens junction organization; protein phosphorylation; regulation of Fc receptor mediated stimulatory signaling pathway. Gene Ontology annotation, molecular function: protein binding; protein tyrosine kinase activity; ATP binding. The coding region runs from base 164 to 1516 and encodes 450 amino acids. NCBI's taxonomy places the organism in Eukaryota, Metazoa, Chordata, Lepidosauria, Squamata, Varanidae.
GCCCGCUCGACCGCGGCCCGGGCGGAUCCGGCGUGCCCGCCUGCCCUCCCCACCGCCUCCCCCGGCCGGGAAGCGGAGCCAGAGCGGAGCCUGGACAGAGGUCUCAUGGUACCAAGUGACGUGUCCUUCUUGUGAGAUCCAGUCCCCGGAACCUCCUGAGAAAAUGUCAGGAGUCCAGGCCGUCUGGCCUUCUGGUACGGAAUGCAUUGCCAAGUACAACUUCCACGGCACAGCGGAUCAGGACCUCCCGUUCAGCAAGGGCGAUGUCCUCACCAUCAUCUCGGUCACAAAGGAUCCGAACUGGUACAAAGCGAAAAACAAGGUGGGCCGUGAGGGGAUCAUCCCGGCCAACUACGUGCAGAAACGGGAAGGCGUGAAAGCUGGAAUCAAGCUCAGCCUGAUGCCCUGGUUCCACGGGAAGAUUACGCGGGAGCAGGCGGAGAGGCUGCUCUACCCUCCCGAGACAGGCCUCUUCCUGGUGCGCGAGAGCACCAACUACCCGGGCGACUACACGCUCUGCGUCAGCUGCGAAGGGAAGGUGGAGCAUUACCGCAUCAUCUACUCCUCCAGCAAGCUCAGCAUCGACGAGGAGGUGUACUUCGAGAACCUCAUGCAGCUGGUGGAGCACUACACUUCGGACGCUGAUGGACUCUGCACGCGUCUCAUGAAACCAAAGGUCAUGGAGGGCACCGUAGCUGCUCAGGACGAGUUCUCGCGCAGCGGAUGGUCGCUCAACAUGAAGGACUUGAAGCUGCUGCAGACGAUCGGCAAAGGCGAGUUUGGAGACGUGAUGCUCGGCGACUACCAUGGGAACAAGGUUGCUGUGAAGUGCAUUAAAAACGACGCCACUGCGCAGGCCUUCCUGGCCGAGGCCUCGGUGAUGACGCAGCUGCGGCACAGCAAUCUCGUGCAAAUGCUGGGGGUGAUUGUGGAGGAGAAGGGCGGUCUCUACAUCGUCACAGAAUACAUGGCCAAGGGAAGCUUAGUCGAUUACCUUCGCUCUCGAGGGAGGUCUGUGCUGGGUGGAGAAUGCCUGCUAAAAUUCUCCUUAGACGUCUGCGAAGCCAUGGCGUACCUGGAGGCCAACAACUUCGUUCAUCGAGACCUGGCAGCGCGGAACGUGCUGGUCUCGGAGGACAACAUCGCCAAAGUCAGUGAUUUCGGGCUGACGAAAGAAGCCUCUUGCACCCAGGAUACGGGCAAGCUACCGGUGAAAUGGACGGCGCCAGAAGCACUUAGAGAGAAGAAUUUUUCCACCAAGUCGGAUGUAUGGAGCUUUGGGAUACUUCUCUGGGAAAUCUACUCCUUCGGUCGAGUGCCUUAUCCAAGAAUUCCUCUGAAAGAUGUAGUUCCUCGCGUUGAGAAGGGGUACAAGAUGGACGCCCCCGACGGCUGCCCUGCAGUGGUCUACGAGGUGAUGAAAACGUGCUGGAACUUGGACCCCACGCACCGGCCUUCUUUCCACCAAUUACGGGAACAGCUAGAGCAUAUCAAAGCCAAGGAACUCUACCUGUGAGGUAGAUGGGAGGGGCGGGGCUUCCUCUGGACACGCCUCCUCCUCCUCCUCCUCCUCCUCCUCCCAUCACUUCCUGUGAUCCACCUCCUGUGCACGUGUGUCAGCGUAGGGACCGAGCGGAGCGAUUUUGUUUGGGUUUAUUUCAGGAAUCAGAAUUCAAGGGACUGUACUUAGAGAAGCAUCUCGGACUGCGCAUAUCCCCUCCGCAACCCGGCGAGUGGACGGGGUGUCGUCCGCCUCCUUCCCCCUGCAGGAAGGCUAUCGUGUCCCUUUUCAGCAGAGGUCAUCCUGGAGAUGCCCGAGCAAGACGAGAUGGCGGAAGCGGCACUCUCUCCCCGCUCUGCUCCCCAGGCCCGUAGGAAUCCCAAGCCGCCGGGUCGGGGCAGGUCUUCACCUCCCGAACACGCUCCGGUCCGCCCUCCUCUCUCGCAGGACGGCCUGCCCCUUCCACCCACCGUUAACUUCGCCCUCGAGCCCUAGUGGGCGUUCCCAGUCCUCACUGGGAGGAAUGGAAGGGGGCGCACGCCGAAGCGGCUCGGGGGAGGCGAGCGGGGGGCAGUGUCAGCGGGGUGAGGGGGAGAUGAGGAUACUUUUCCUGGCCUUCUCAGUCACUCCCAGAACUGCUGGAAAAUACCCAAAUUACCAAUCCAGUAUCUUUUUCUCUGUUUUGUUCUGUUUUUUUUUGACUGCUUAUUGUUCAGUUUUUACUUUGGUUAGUUUUUUAAUUAUUAUUUCCUACUGCUCCAGGAAUCAGCCAUUUUGCUGGGUUUUACUAAAGUUACAAAUCUUAUUUUUUAAUGUAAUGAUAAAAAAAGGUUUUAAAAAAAUGAACACACAUACAAACACACAUGCUACAAACAUGGCAAACUCGCUCAUCCCCCCCAACCGAAGGAAGGCAGGGUGAGUUUAAAACUGCAGAACCACCAGGACGAUGUGGGAAUUGUUUUGCUUAAAACGGUGUUUGCAUGCUGUCUCCAGAGGCCUUUUCCAGUCUUGUCUAGUGCUUUAUCUGCUCAUAUAAUACUGCCAACUGUGAGAUUAAACUAUAAUAAAAACCAUUCCAUACGAACACGUUA